Molecule: messenger RNA, 165 nt
Organism: Dentiscutata erythropus
Lineage: Eukaryota; Fungi; Glomeromycota; Glomeromycetes; Diversisporales; Gigasporaceae
Source: the annotation of a GenBank genome assembly
AUGAGGGAAAAUGUCUAUAUAGAUACCCAAAUUUUUUUCUUUUUGAAUGAACGAAACCAACGAAAUGUGUCAGAAAUAGCUAGAGAAUGUAAUAAAUUACUACAAUGUGAUAUCUCUAAUGCUGAAAGACUAAUUGGAAAAUUAACUGAAAUAGUAUAUCAAUGA